GCCGGUCCGCAGGGCAGACGGAAGUAGUGCCGGCAAGGUGGCCCCGCAGUGCCGGCGCAGAGUGGUGCAGCCGAGCGGGGUCGUGGCUCCUGCGCCUUGGGUUCCCAGCCAAGAUGCCGCGCUUCGCCUUGACCAUCAUCCGCCAUGGCGAAACAAGAUUUAAUAAGGAGAAAAUCAUUCAAGGCCAAGGAGUAGACGAGCCCCUUUCCGAGACUGGGUUUAGGCAAGCAGCCACCACUGGUCGGUUUCUGAACAACGUGCAGUUUACACACGCUUUCUCCAGCGAUCUCACGAGGACUAAGCAGACCAUACAUGGCAUUUUGGAGCAAAGCAGAUUUUGCAAAGACAUGACUGUGAAGUAUGACUCCAGACUUCGAGAAAGGAAGUAUGGGGUCGUAGAAGGCAAGCCGCUAAGCGAGAUGCGGGCCAUGGCCAAAGCCGCUGGCGAAGAGUGUCCCAUGUUUACUCCACCCGGAGGAGAGACAUUAGAGCAGGUGAAAAUGCGUGCAAAGGAUUUCUUUGAUUUUAUUUGUCAGCUGAUCCUGGGCGAGACAGGCCAGAGAGAGGGCUGCUUCCCCGGAGCUCCAGGCAGCCGUCUGGAGAGCUGUUUGGCGGAGGUCUUCCCUGUAGGAAAACGUGGCAGUUUGGAGUUGUGCCCUGAUGGUGGCACCUCUGGUUUAGUAGCCAGCCUCUUAGUUGUGAGCCAUGGAGCUUACAUGAGAAGCCUCUUUGGCUACCUUCUGAGUGACCUCAAAUGCUCAUUGCCAGCAGCACUCGGCAAAUUAGAACUCUCGUCAGUCACUCCCAAUACUGGGAUUAGCGUCUUUUUCGUAGACUGUGAGGAAGGAUGCGAACCAGCAAUUCAGUGUAUUUGCAUGAACUUCCAUGAGCAUCUAAAUGGAGUGACCGAGAAGCGUUAACCUACACUCUGAGGCCUCUGCAGGGAGUGCCUUGGACUAUUGCAUUUGUGUCCUCUGCCCCUGCUGUUUUAGAAGCAGUUAAGAAUCCAUGUGAUAAAGCCCCACUGGGGCCCUGGCUGUAUCAGAUGGUACCACUACCCACAUCCACCCAAAAUCAACCUGGUUUUUUUUUCUGAGUGCACUUGCCAUUUUCUACAGUAUUUUGCCACUCUGUUCCAUUAUGUUUCUUAAUUAUUAACGUAUGGGGACAUUCAGCAUUGCACAUUAGGGGAUUAGUAGCCUUCUUCCCACAGUCUGUAUUUCAUUGAUCUUUUUGAUGUCUAGAUGAUGGCGUUGGCUUUUGAAGAUAACUGUGUGCUUUUUCAGUAGCGUAUCAAGUGCUGGCAGGAAAGAACGGUUUGUAUAAUUCACUGUAUUUGCAGUGACAGUGUUGGAGUCCAGAGUCCUCUAAACUGAAACUUCUGUCUUCAGUGUGUGUAACAUGACAUGACAAAACACUAAAGCAUCUUUCAUAGAAAUCAGAUCUUGGGUCUUUUUGUUUUUUGUUUUUUAUUUUUCAUUUUUAAAGGCCCAAAAUAAAGAUGAAGGACUGGAGGGACAGACCAAUGGUUAAGAGUACUUCCUGUUCUCCCAGAGGACCCCAGUUCAGAUCUCAUUACUCAUAUUGGGCAGCUCACAAUUGCCUAUAACUCCAGCACCAGGAGGUCAAUGCCCCAUCCUGGCCUCUGUGAGCACCAGCACACACACACACACACACACACACACACACACACACACACACACACACACACACACACACACACAAAUAAAGACAAUAAAAAACACACGUUAGGGAGCCUCUGGGCAGAAGACAAAAGCAACUUUCCAGGCAGACCAGGAAAAAAAAAGAUUAUCCCUUGCUUUACAUCCACUCUGCAUGUGCAGACUUUCCAGUUAAGGAAUGAUCUAAAGAAAAUAAACCCAGACUAGUAUUGAGAAGAGGUGCUGAAAAACGGUGUCCGGAAGGAACAGAUGAAGUAGCCUCCUUUCCCCCAGAUGGCGCUAGAGGAAAGGGAUUUUGCUUGCCCUUCAGGAGUCCUUAUCGGAGGAAAUGAUUAGCUGCUGAAAAUUCGAGGCUCAAGUCAUAAUAUCAGGGAGAGGAAUUAGGUGGGGAAAUGUAAUUGUAAUUCUGGACUCUGCUCUAGAGGAAUCUGACCAGAAACAGCUAGUGGGAUUGAGUGCUUAGUGAACAGUAGGUAUCAAACAUGAGAUGCUUAGGAAAAACAAAGUUCCCCUGCAAAGGAACACACGAGUCAAGGCUGGCCACAACCUGAUUGUAAAGCACUCGAUCCUUCCCCUGUCUGGACACUUUGUAGAGCUGGUGCCAACACUAUAGAUACUGGUGACCAAAAACUAAGGGUUUAUUUGGGACUCCAAAUGCGUGUGUACCCUGAACAAAAGCAUUCCUGACAUCAUGAGUCCAGAAUGUGGCCCUGUUCCAAGAAACUCAAGGAGUGAUUCAGGAGGGUGCAGAAAAGUUGUCCUAUUGGUGACAAAGAACUUCAGCUUAAAAGUCACCUUAGCAUUUGGGGCAAGAAUUGCCUCAGGAGACUUCAGUCGAGCCCAAGGCUGUGGGGUUUGGUCCUAUACCCACUCCUGGAGAGGUGUUUGUUUGUUUGUUUGUUUUUGUCUUGGCCUCGAGCGUCCAGUGUCAGGUAUGUGGUUCAGGGAGCAGUUCUGACGGCAAGGGUGGUGGGCUGGGUUCAUCCGCAGUGUUACCCGAGACCGACCUGAGUCCCUGAUGCUGCCCCAACAGUUACAGAAAUAACUUCCUCUUACCAGGCUGUAUUUCCCCACCCCUAAGUCUAGAAGAUAACGUGUUACAUCUUGAACAUGCUGAAAGGAAUAAUAAAAAAAAAACUAUAAAAAUUGACAGAAAAAAUGCACAAUGGAUAAGCUACCCCAAAGCAGUAUCAAAAUGUUAUUUUGACCUGAAAUCAGAUGAGAAGACACCGAGAACCUCAGUAUUAGCCAAAAAAACAGGACAAUUUUCAAAGCUCAUCCUUACCACCUUCCCACCCGCCCAGAGACGAAUUGCACAUCUUGAUACUUGCUGAGCUGUGUCCUAGCCAUCUCCAGUGCCUUGAGACCUAGCCCUAUUCAGCUAUAUAGUUUUGUUACAAGGAUUCUUUUUUAGCAAUUUCAGGUUUAUGGAAAAAUCAGGCAGAAAAUAGGAAGUUGACCUACACAUCCUCCGUCCAGUUUAUUACCAAAGUCUUACACACCUAGUGUGUGUAAAGGGGUCUGUGUCUGAAUGAAGUGUUCUGCAUGUCAGUGUUGAGCUACCAGGUCCAUGGCUGCGUGGCUCUCACGUCCCAGGAGGAGUGCUGAGUGUCCAGUGAAGGCUGCCUUCCCACUCCUUUGUCAUCUGCCUUGCAAACAAGUUCAGUGUUCACACGAUCCUGGGUGUGCCCAGCACUACCAGAGUUUUCUGCCCGAGUUGGGCCUGGCGUGAAUUUGAGAACUAGAGGAAAAUGUGAUAAAAACCCCGAGGGAUUCGGAAGUGUCGUGUGGGCCUAGGUUCCAUCCUCAGCCCUGGGAAAAGAAGACCACACAGGUGGGUGGGACCCUGCCCUUUAAGAACGAGAAGCCCAAUGGUCAGUGGGUAGAAACCCCCCUUGCCUGCCCCAGGGCUGCGCAGGCACAGGUUACCACAUUAAGUUCUCGGGUUCUUUACUUUACCCGGUGUGUAUGAGGUAGCAGUUUUGUUCUGACACCUUUCAACUAUACAUAAAUACCCAACUGUCUGUGUUCUCCAUUGGACCCAUAUUGUUUGGGACACUAUUUAUUUGGGAAUGUACAGAUCUAUUUAAUUGUAACCACUAUUCUAUUGAAUAAAUAAAGUACCUUUUGUUUA
Messenger RNA from Peromyscus californicus insignis, 3816 nucleotides. It is a transcript of the gene Tigar, whose product is annotated as TP53 induced glycolysis regulatory phosphatase. Gene Ontology annotation, cellular component: cytosol. The transcript has 6 exons. Gene Ontology annotation, biological process: negative regulation of programmed cell death; regulation of pentose-phosphate shunt; fructose 1,6-bisphosphate metabolic process. Gene Ontology annotation, molecular function: fructose-2,6-bisphosphate 2-phosphatase activity. The coding region runs from base 114 to 920 and encodes 268 amino acids. NCBI's taxonomy places the organism in Eukaryota, Metazoa, Chordata, Mammalia, Rodentia, Cricetidae. The record is from RefSeq and is a predicted model, not a curated record.